AUAUAUAUACUAGUAUAUGUUUGGGACAACAUAAGAAAAGAAACAUAAAAUAUAUAUUUGAAAAGAGAUUAGCAUGAAACUAUAAGUAGAGAAAAUUAGUAAAAGAUUAUAGAUAGAGAUAUAUGGAGGUUGCCUUGGAAGUUGAAGAUGAUCUAUUUUUUGCAGACCUAAGCAAGCAAAUUUCUCUCUUAAUUAUGGAUGAGGAUGAAGAAAACCCUCUCACUUCUUGUCAUCAUCAACACUCUCUUCAGUCUUUCUGUGGAAGAAACUACCGGCCUCCUCCACAGUCUGAUAUGAUGUACGAGCAGAUGGGUUUGAGAAGACAAGAAAGCAAAGGGACAGGCGUGUUCAUCCCGCAGUCAACAACACAGCCAAGAAGGAAGCAAAGGAAAGGAAGAUCUUCUUCUUCAUAUGCAAAAUAUCAAAAGCAGUCUCAAGAUACAACAAAAACAGUUUCUCAAUAAAUAAUGGCAAAACCGGGAUUUCUACUGAUCAUUAAUUUGUUACUUUGCCAACUAUAAGCAUGGAAUAAUUUCAAGGGUUUAUUAUAUAUAUAUAUAUAUAUAUAUAUAUAUAUAGGUCACCAUGUAUUAGUAUGGAUUAGUCCUAUAGCAAGGGUAACCCUUUAACUGUGGGGAAGUUGUUAUCUAUGAUAAGUUAGUUGAUUGUCGUUUUAGAUAUUCUUCCCUUCCAAUUUGUUUUCUCUUUUUGUGAUAUAUUCAUUUAUAAUUUGUACAACUAUCUGUUAUUUAAAACAUUUUACCAAAUUUAGAAAUAAAAAAGUAAAACAAUUUACCUUGUUCUUUUUUUA
Messenger RNA from Lathyrus oleraceus (garden pea), 811 nucleotides. RefSeq lists its product as uncharacterized. Bases 123 to 464 code for a protein of 113 amino acids. The transcript is spliced from 2 exons. The record is from RefSeq and is a predicted model, not a curated record. NCBI's taxonomy places the organism in Eukaryota, Viridiplantae, Streptophyta, Magnoliopsida, Fabales, Fabaceae.